AUGAGAAAUCGAUAUAAUAAAUUUUGUUUGGCGUUAUUGAGAUUUUUCCUUAAGGCAACUGCUACAUCCGGCGAUGAAAGUUUUAUAUUAGCAAGAGAAAAUUGUGAUGAUAGUAACAUUAAAACAAAAAAUGCCAUCAACAUAUUGAAUAAUUGCAAUUCAGAUUUAUUUCCAAAUGUUUCUAAGCUUUUGCAAAUACUGGUCACACUUCCUGUCACAUCUUGCGAAGCUGAAAGAUCAUUUUCUCCACUCAAACGCAUUAAAACUUACUUAAGAAACUCAACGUCCGAAUCGAGAUUGAAUGGACUAGCUGCUCUCAAUAUUCACUAUGAUAUUGAUGUCAAGUCCGAAGAAGUAAUACAGCGUUUAUCGAAUUUAAAGCGUCGUUUAGACUUUAUUUUAUAA
This is a messenger RNA of Macrosiphum euphorbiae (potato aphid), 405 nucleotides long. Lineage: Eukaryota; Metazoa; Arthropoda; Insecta; Hemiptera; Aphididae. The record is from the annotation of a GenBank genome assembly.